AUGCAUGUUCAAGGACCCUUUGCUUUCCUUUCUGCAUACCUCGAGGCCGUUUAUAUCCAUACGGAAGCUACGACCUGAUCUGUGUUUCUAUCUGACAAGACACAUUUUUUACCAUUUUUUUGGCUUUCAAUCUGCAGGCUCAGACUCUUACAGCGACAUAUAGAGAUGGGCUCCGUUUCGAGGCGUGGCAUCUUUCAUGUUCGACAGGAUGCACCUUUAGGUUCCACAACGGCUGAGAGCACCCCAGCCAUCCAAACUCACAACAGGAGUAACGUCCCAAAGAUUAAUGGUUCUGAAGGAGCUUUCAUCGGCCUGGUUGUCGCACUCUCGCUCAUCUUCAUCCUCGCAUGUGCUGCGAUCUUUUUGCUCCUGCGGUAUCAUGAACCCACAUCUCACGAACGUGAAAGAAGACGUAAAUACUCUAUCCGUCGUCCCGGCGCAUCCCAUCCCCUUCCCAUCGGGUUGCACGAUCCAGAAUCCUCGGAAGGAUUUGGUUCUGUCAAGGAGAAACUGGGGAACAUGUUCAAAAGCGGUCGACGCACGCGUUCUGGAUGGCUUCAGGCGGCUGGAGAUGAGUGGGACAGUGGUGAUGAAUCUGCUUUGACGGGGGAGCGCAGAGAGAUGGUCUCUGUGAAUGCGGCACAGGCAGGUCGGACCGCAGAGUUCAUUCAUCCCGCUGGUGUGGGUAAGGGGGACGAUGGGCUGGCAGCUUCACCAUUGGAAAUGCCGUACGAAGAUCCAUUCUCGGAGACUCCAGUCAUUCAUGUGCAGGCCCCGUCUGGCCCAGCACCUUCGGCCUUCGAGCCGUACGAUGGACGUGCGACGUCAUAUUUCCCUACACGUAAAACCCCAGGUAGGGAAGAGCGCGGGCCCUCGUCGGACUCAGUGCAGCAAGUAUCGACCCUUGCUGGAGGUACCAAGUUUAGGGAGAACGUUUGAGGUGGGUUAUUGAAAAUGGGGAUUAUUGGACCUAAGUACUCUGACGCCAAGCUCAUGACUUCACGAUUAUGUAUGAGGUUCGCUACUCGGGCGACUGUGUAUUCUUCCCGUGUAUGUAUUCAUUUCCUCCGGAUUGUCACUGUCGGCAGUAUCACGAAUUAUUUUGACAAUCGCUGUACUUUGAAUUUCUUUUUUUUGACUUGCCUCCCAUCGUGUAUGUCGAUAUCGCCUCGUGUUGACCUAUAUAGUUUCAAAGAUGUUGGAAACU
Messenger RNA from Heterobasidion irregulare TC 32-1, 1207 nucleotides. RefSeq lists its product as uncharacterized. The transcript is spliced from 3 exons. The record is from RefSeq and is a predicted model, not a curated record. Bases 166 to 939 code for a protein of 257 amino acids. Lineage: Eukaryota; Fungi; Basidiomycota; Agaricomycetes; Russulales; Bondarzewiaceae.